UACCUACAAUACUGGCCAUUUUUUGAGAGACAAUUUUUUUCUCUCUUAAGCAUACCCGUACAGAAUCACAGUUUAGGAGUGUUUACCUUUGAGACACUUCGCAUUGAUUCUUCUACUUGUGGCACUGUCAUGAUGAUAGACCCUGGCAAUCUCAAAAACCGAGAAGCAUGCAUUGAGACAGGGUCCGGUGAGGAGAGACGCUGCUACCUGGUUGGCUUGGUUAAUGAUACCAAUGACCCUUGUGAUGUCAAGCCUUGCCACAAUGGGGGACAAUGCAUCAACACGCCUCCGUCUUACGUCUGUGCGUGUCCAACGCAAUAUUCCGCUAGCGGUAACUGCGAUGAACAAGACACAAGUUCCGUUGAACCAUCUACAUUACUAACUACAUCCGGUGUGGAUCACAGCAGUGUUACCGCUGUCUCCUCAGUUUCUUCUCCCAUGACACCAACAACAGUGUCCCUGAAGUGCGCCAUCCUCAACUGUUCUGCGGAUGCCUUAUGUACACUGAUCCAGUCCAAACCAGUGUGUCUGUGUCCCCUUGGACAAAGUGGUGUUCAGUGUCUGACAAGAAACGAAAACAUCCCUGUCAACUCAGAUGCUGAUCAAUUAAAUCCUCAUGCAGUAGUACCCACACUACCAUCGGGUCUGCAGAUUACGUGUGACGUAGGCGACACGUGCAAAGUACCGGUCUACGUCAACGGGAACUCAAGAUUCCCUCUCACUGUCAACCGGGGACCUUCUCCCCUGAGGUAGUCACCGCUGUGGCUUCACCAGUAAAUGACAACUCGACUGGCAUUCCUCUUAUGCAGUCAUUGCUGUCUGUGACGCCACAGGAAGCUGGCGAUCAUCACGUGUGCGUGGACGUCAUGGGACCCGAUAUUAACACUGUCGACCACAUCUGCUACUUCAUCACAAGUAGACCCAAAGGAACAUCUGUUAGUCCCACAGGAAACCACAUGAGUGGUCGCUUUUCAGUUGGAACGCCUCCAGACGGCACUACAGUCGUCUGUCACGAGGAUGCGCCUUGUCAUCUGAUCGCCUUGACGCAAACGAAUUCUAGCGGAAGCUGCAUACCGGUGGUGCCAGCAAGUAGCGGUGUGUUCGUCUUCAAAACCAACCCCAGUGACCAGAACACAUGCGGCUCGGAUGUCCUGUUGGUGCCGACCAAUAGCUCACAGAACGUCUGCAUGUCCGUGGGAGCGAAUGGAGAGGUCCGCUGUUUUCAAGUGGAGACUGAAAACAACU
This is a messenger RNA of Pomacea canaliculata, 1245 nucleotides long. Its product is annotated as delta-like protein C. The record is from RefSeq and is a predicted model, not a curated record. Bases 130 to 753 code for a protein of 207 amino acids. NCBI's taxonomy places the organism in Eukaryota, Metazoa, Mollusca, Gastropoda, Architaenioglossa, Ampullariidae. The transcript is spliced from 13 exons. Gene Ontology annotation, molecular function: calcium ion binding.